AUGGGAACACUGUUCCAAGAUAGAGUUUUCGGGUACAUGGCACAGGACCUGGUGACGUUUGGAGCCUAUGAAGGAGCACAGUUGAAGAUUGCAAAUAGUAUUUUUGGAUUGGCGUUGAGUGUUACAAGUAGAUUCAGUAAUGACACCAACAUUGACGGAGUCCUUGGCCUUGCUCCAGCUAUGAACUACGACCGAAUCUACCUAUCUCCUCUUCUGAAUGCCAUCCAACAGGGUCUUCUAGAUUACGAUCUUUUUACAGUAUAUCUGGAAGAUCAUGGAUCACAGAAAAACGUUCCAGGUGGCAGGUUCAUAUUUGGUGGAAUUGAUACGGACAAUUGCGGGGCGGUUAUUGACUGGCUCCCAUUUGUAUCGUCUGUUAAUUAUGGGUUUAUGAUUGACGGAGUGUCUAUUGGAAACUAUUCUUUGAAUCGUACAAUGCAAGUUAUGACCGACACUGGAACUCUGUUUAUUGCUGCCCCAUUUUACGUACUGAAUGGGAUUGUGGCUACUUUGGGAUACGACAACACCACUAAAAGCUAUUAUGUCCCAUGUGAUGGGGAAAAAGAGAACUUGAAUUCUGUGAUUGGAGGUAAAUCUUACUCUGUGGAACCGAGGAAUUAUAUUCUUGAAACCGACCAAGCCAACACCUGUCUUCUGGCUAUCAGUGGCCUCAGUGGUUACGGUAUGGGACCCACGUGGAUUCUGGGAACCCCGUUUAUGAGGCAAUACUGUCACAUUCAUGAUAUUGGAAACCAGAAAAUGGGUCUGGCGAAAAGUCGUCAGAAGUUCUGA
Molecule: messenger RNA, 792 nt
Organism: Caenorhabditis briggsae
Lineage: Eukaryota; Metazoa; Nematoda; Chromadorea; Rhabditida; Rhabditidae
Exons: 5
Coding region: 1-792 (263 amino acids)
Biological process (GO): cell death; proteolysis
Cellular component (GO): lysosome
Molecular function (GO): aspartic-type endopeptidase activity
Source: RefSeq, a predicted model, not a curated record